Messenger RNA from Trichobilharzia regenti, 805 nucleotides. The record is from the annotation of a GenBank genome assembly. Lineage: Eukaryota; Metazoa; Platyhelminthes; Trematoda; Strigeidida; Schistosomatidae.
GUGUGGUGAGAGCAGGCCGUGAGAAAAUAUGAGCAAGGCUGAUUCAACACCCAAUCACAGCAGACUUAACGUGGCAAAAUAUGAUUCGCAGAUAGAGAACUCUAUUUGUCGAGGAAUCCCGAAACAACCAGUCAGAAGCCUGCGUUCGUCUGCCUAACUUCUGAUAAACAACCAAUCAGAUGACUGCGCUUGUCUACUUGCAUAAGCUAUAAUAAUGUAUGUGAAAUAUAUAUAAAUACGUGUUGAUUUUCAUAAUAAAACGAUCUGUUGCCAGCCCUUGUCUUCUGUUGUUACAUUUGGUGUCGCUGCCUACCGACAAAUGGAAAGCCUAUGCCCUGCUGUUUUUGAUGGAGACAUAUGGAUCUUCGGGCAGGACUUCAAGGCUUCUGCGCAGUUGAGUGGCGUUCAAGAUCUGUCAGCGAUGGAGCUGCUACUUGGGACGCUGCUGGGAGGUCGGGCGAAAGCAGCCUAUGAAAGUGUGAGCCGAAAUAACGACGAAUGUUCGACAGGGUCAGGCAAACAGUUUCCAAAGUGGGUGGGACCACAUAUGGUCACGUCGAGAUGGGGUUACGCAGACACAGUCGCAAUAGCGAACAAUGAGAGGCGCGUGAACGUCAGCGAGCUCCAGAAAUGGAUACAGCGAGACAAGCCAACGAUGACGCCUGCACCAAGAAGAUCACGCCGACUUCAGUCGCAAGUCUUUGACGGGGGGACGAGUGUGGUGAGAGCAGGCCGUGAGAAAAUAUGAGCAAGGCUGAUUCAACACCCAAUCACAGCAGACUUAACGUGGCAAAAUAUGAUUCGC